AACAACAAAAAAAAUUAUGGAACAACUUGAAAUAAACAAUAAAACGAAUGACAACUACAAAUCUCUUUGAAAUUUCAAGCUGCCGUAAGCUGUGCAGCCCUAACCGAACGAACAGUAACUUAAGUCGUGUGCUGAUUGCGGAAGAAGUCGCCAGCCAUGCGCUUCAACAAAUCCGAAUUAAACUCUUUGGCCACAAAUCCAGCAACAAAAUUUGAUAAGGAAGGUCUGCUUAUAAUCACAGAUCGUCAGGAGGGAUUUCUCUGGCGUAGCGAAGUUCGAGUGCAACGUUGGUGCAAAUUGCGAGGCAAUUUACUUUUCUAUUUGAAGGACAAGGAUUCAAAAUCACAAGUGGCUGGUGUAUUCGUUCUGGAGAAUUGUCGGCCUCGAUUCCAAAAUGAUCAAAUCGAUCCCGAGGGCUAUGUAUUUGAUUUAGAUUUUAAGCAGAGCCCCUCGGAAAGGUUCAUAACACAUUCCGCUGCCGAACGACUGGCCUGGGUCCGCAGCAUUGAGCAGGCAUCCAAUGAAAAAUUAAAUCAAGUUAUUAGGCAACUAAAGGAUCAAAUUGCGGCCACAAGCAGGCAGCGUCCAUUGUCAAUGGGCAAUCACAUUGAUCUGGGCAUGCCCGUGCCCAUGGCCGUUCCUGUUAGUCAGGCUACGACUACGACUACGAUGAUACAGGAGGAUCCCAAGCCGGUGGAGGCUCCUGGUUCAGUUGAAGAUUUGGAUCUGUCAGAGCUUCCCAUUUGCGAGACGUCUUUCAGCUGUGAUAAUCUUUCGGUGGAUAGUUUGGGUCGUGCUCCUAAUCCUCGCGUGGUUUGUCUGGUACUGCAGUCAGACGAUGGUGAACCUGGACUUUGGCGAGAACACGCCCGCACUGAGAUGUUGGAGCGCACCCAAUCGCCCCAAUUUCUAUGUACAAUGCGCUUCCAACGCAGUGCUGGAUUCAGUACAGCCACGCGCCUACGAUUCACCGUGCAUGAUGUAAAGGAACGAAUGUCGCUGACCUCAGUGCCUCUGGGCCAUGCCGAAGUGGCCCUUGGUGUAAUUCAAGAUGCCACAAGGCUACGUUUACCUCUGAGUUCACCUCGUGGCGAAUCUGGUUUUAUUACACUGGCUUCCUGGACACCAGAGGUGGCCCUAGAGUCAGGAUCGGGCAUGGCACCGCCUCCACGAUCGAGCACUCAGUUGUUUGAACCAAACGAAACAGCAGGAGGUCGUCGACGUGCCCAUCGUCGUACGCAGUCCCUGCCUCCAAAGCUAGCUGUACGUCUUUUUGUGCCACAGCAGUCGGGACUGCAGAGAAUUUGCGCCAGGCCUCUACUGCAUUCGUAUCGGCUGCAUUCGUCUCUGGGAGCCGACAUUAGUGUCCAGGAAACGUUGCUCGAGUCGCGGCUAUGCUGUGUUAUACCUCAGCAGCUUCUAUCCAUUUGGAUUCAGCGGGAAAAGGAACUGCUGCAAGAAGUAUCCGGCAUGGGGGAGUUGAGCGGUGAUUGGCGCGGGCGCCAAAUGAAUCUGCUCGAGGAGCAUUUGCGUCUGCUUAAGGAUUACUCGCAGGCAAAGCAGAAUAUCCAGCAAUUGGCCAGAGAUGGCAUCCAUUUCAAGCAAUCAUCCGUGAAGACAGAUGAGUCCUUGGAGUUUCUGCCCGUUAAUCUGCACGUUCAACGAAUGUGGGCCCAGAAUGACACAUUACAACGUCGUGGAGUCCUCGACGUGAUUACCGUCGGUGCCUUUACCCGGCAUGAUGUGAAGGGUCGCAAAUGCGGUGGACUCAUUAAACUGCUGCAGGAAAGCAAAUCAUGGAAGCUGGAGCAAAGCAAUGCUUGCAAGGUGCAGGCAGCCAACGAUGCUGUCCAGGCAACCAAGCAAUUGAGAAAAGAGAUUGUCGAGCUAAUGUCGCAGCUUUUGCAGUUGGCUAGUCAACGGAGUGCCCAGGAUAUGAUGCCUCUGUGUAAUCAAAUGGUGUCCAAGACUCGCACCCUGCUCAACAUCUGGGAGCCCAGCAUUGUCGAGGAGGCGGUGGCCUUUAUUGAAAAGCAUCGUAUUAUAGAAGAGCCCGAUAAUGUUCUCAUGGAACCAAUGUCGCCUUUUCGCAAAAUAACUCAACAGUUGACUGCCUUGGAUUUGAAAUCGCCAGAGCUGGAGGACUUUGCCACUCCAGUGGUAGCACCUCCAGAUCUCUGGCCUCGUGGCCAUCCAUCUCUGAUGCGCUCCAACAGCUGGCAUCCGAGCAACAAUUCGCCAUCUAGCUCUCUGGACAUCAAUGCCAUUGACUCACUGCAGCAUGCGGUCAAGUGUUAUAAUGAGCAUCUCCGUUGCUUGGAGGAGGCAGAGGCCACACAUCAGUCGUUACCCCCGGCCUGGCAGCAGUCAUCAGCACCACUUACAGUUUCCUGUUCUGCAGAUCCUCCACUACAUUUAAUUGAUCUAGAUGAGAUUAAGAAAAGACAAGCAACACCCGCUGGAUUUCUGGAUACCAAACUAAUGAAUUCCUCUCCAUCGGCAAAUUAUUAUCGGCCCACAGAGGAGCCAGAGCCAUUGGAUUUAACCCAAUUAAACAUUGAGGCUAGCGUUAUGUGCCUGGUGAGCAAACUGAAAUUCUUUUGCGGUCGCUGUGACAGUCCAGCGAUCCGACUGCGUCAUCCCAAGACGCCUCUAAAGCGUGAAGGCUUUGCAGUGUCACCACAACAGACACCUGAUGUGAUUGCUGCUCCAGGAAAAGUGCCGAUGGUGCAACCAGCAGCAAGUCAGCAGGAUCAACAGCAAUUGCCGCCAGCAGAUGGUGGAGUUAUAUUCCGAACUGGUGAUCGUGGUGGCAAGAGGGGAAACAAGUUUACAGAUGGUUUGGAUUUGUCGUUAACCACCGAUUGGACAGCCGAGUUGCGUCCCAGUAUGCGUAAGCUGCGACAUGCAAUGGACCGGAUUUUGAAGACAGCCAGGCUAAUGCACUCUGUCCAGAGGUUACAACAGGAUGUGCGUUGCAAUCGCAUCCAAGCCAGCAUCACAUAUCGAAGGGAUGUCUGCUUCUCACAGGCGUUGACAGCUUUGGUCAGUGCUCUGAUGCUUCGCCUUUGGGGAAGUGAGGUGGACAUGGCGUAUUUUAUGAUGCUGCGUGAUCUUGGGCCAUUGGCCUAUUUCGAGGGAUUGCUCUCACUUUAUGGCAGCGAGACGGACAUGUGGAGUGAUAUGUGCAUUGCCAUUGAGGAUUUGUCAGCAGUCACCUUUCAACUAGUUAGAGCCCAGGGCGAGGCUAAAGUAACGCCAACGCCAAGGAUCACAGGAUCACGCCAGGCCAUGGAAGUGCAAUUGCCCGUGCCGGAACACUCAUUGCCUGGCAAUGGGUCCACAAUUAGCUUUAAAAUUACCCCAGUCUUCUUCAACAUUGGCAUCAAUGAGAAGGCCACCAUUGCCGAGACGCUGGGCCAGACACGCGAACAGCAUCGUUCCAACUGGGAUAACUAUCUGAGACUCAGUCAGUAUGUUGGACGUUAUCGUAAACUGGGUUUGGGUUCAGUUGAUACUGGCGAGUCGCUUCAAUCGCUGCUCGGCUUCAUGGAGCAGCAGCUAAGGGCCAAUGUAUCAAAGAAUAUCAAAAUUUUACACCUGGCAGAGGAUACCUGUAGGCUGAUGGAUGGUCUGCGUUUCACCUCAUGCAAGAGUGCCAAAGAUCGCACUGGCAUGGCUGUGACACUGGAGCAGUGCCGUGUUUUGGUUCGAGAAUUUCAAUUGCCAGCAAAACAUGUGCCCAACGCCUUGAGCACCAUGCGAAGCGAAGGAACACGCAUGGAUAAUGUACUUAAAAACAUUGGCAAGCGCAAGUAUGCUUUUAAUUUGCCUCAGGUCAUCUCGUUGCCCGCAAUGUAUAGACCACCAGUUGGGGCCUAUGGCAAAGCCGAGACCUAAAAGCACUUCCUCUAAAGAAAUAUGGAACUAAAAAAACUGUGCCAAAAACAAAGUCCGAAAGACGAUUUAUACUUAAGUUAUGCACACUCCUUCCUUAAGAAUAUGUUAUGCAGAUUCAGUCAUGAACAUGUCCAUACAAACGCAUAUACCCAAACAAAAAGCAGUCGCAAAUUAUUCCAUCUGUGGGGGUUAAAUGAGAAGAAAACAUAUCAUGGCGACUAGACUAGUCAUGGACAUGGACAAUUUUUGGCUAUCUGCAAUAGUAUGAACCUUCCUCCCCCUUCCAGUUAAAGCCAAUUUAUAAGGACUACCCCGAAUUGGCCAAUUGUUAAGAAACUUAGUAGGUAUAUAUACAAAGUAGUUACUUACUUAAAAAUUUUAGCACAGUUUUUUUUUUAACAUUUGAUUAGUUUAUACGUACAAUAUUUACUUUCUUGUUAACCAAAAUAAACGUACUAAAACAAUAAACAGUAUUUCUAACAGA
Messenger RNA from Drosophila willistoni, 4384 nucleotides. RefSeq names its product inositol polyphosphate-4-phosphatase type I A. The coding region runs from base 157 to 3900 and encodes 1247 amino acids. Gene Ontology annotation, molecular function: phosphatidylinositol-3,4-bisphosphate 4-phosphatase activity. Gene Ontology annotation, cellular component: cytoplasm. NCBI's taxonomy places the organism in Eukaryota, Metazoa, Arthropoda, Insecta, Diptera, Drosophilidae. The transcript is spliced from 9 exons. The record is from RefSeq and is a predicted model, not a curated record.